Molecule: messenger RNA, 1575 nt
Organism: Cynara cardunculus var. scolymus (artichoke)
Lineage: Eukaryota; Viridiplantae; Streptophyta; Magnoliopsida; Asterales; Asteraceae
Product: cytokinin hydroxylase
Exons: 4
Coding region: 1-1575 (524 amino acids)
Molecular function (GO): iron ion binding; oxidoreductase activity, acting on paired donors, with incorporation or reduction of molecular oxygen; monooxygenase activity
Source: RefSeq, a predicted model, not a curated record
AUGGAGAAUCUUGAAGCUCUUCCCUUUGCAAUGGCUGCGUUUUUUUCUUUUAUGUUAUGGAGGGUGUUGUAUUCUUGUUGGGUUUUGCCGAUUAGGGUUUAUAGAAAGCUCGCCAUUAAUGGGUUUUCUGGUCCACCUCCUAGCUUUCCUCUAGGGAACACCAUUGACAUGAAGAAGGCCAAGAAAAUUGAAUCUUCUUCGUCGUCUUUAACUGUUUCUAAUGAUAUCCAUUCCAGUGUGUUUCCGUACUUUGCUCAGUGGCAAAAAUCAUAUGGGAAGGUGUUUGUCUACUGGCUUGGAACUGAGCCUUUUCUGUAUAUUGCUGAUCCAGAAUUCUUGAAGAAAAUAUCAUCUGGGGUUAUGGGGAAAAGCUGGGGGAAACCCACAGUUUUCAAGAAUGACAGAAAACCCAUGUUUGGUGGUGGUUUGGUUAUGGCGGAAGGUGAUGAUUGGGUUCGCCAUCGUCAUGUCAUAACUCCUGCAUUCUCUCCUGCUAACCUGAAGGCAAUGUCAAGCAUGAUGGUGGAGACAACGACAAGCAUGCUAGACCGAUGGACGGAGUUGAUCAACUCCGGCAAGCCAGAGAUUGAAGUAGAGGGAGAAAUCAUAAGCACGGCCGGCGAAAUCAUCGCGAAAACAAGCUUCGGGAUGAACUUCGAGAACGGAAGAACAGUGUUCAAGAAGCUACGAGCAAUGCAGGUGACGCUGUUCAAGUCGAAUCGUUACGUAGGCGUACCGUUCAGCAAAUACCUGUGUCUUGGACAACAUCUUGAAGCAAAACGACUUGGGGAAGAGAUAGAUGCCCUACUCUUGCCAAUCAUAGAAGACAGAAAGAAAUCAAUGGCGGAAAACAUGGUUGCAGGUGGUGGUGGUAACAAAGAACAGCAGAAUCUUUUAGGGGUUUUGCUGGAAGGAAACCAUGUGGGAGGAGAUCAAAAAGGGAGGAGAUUGAGUACGAGAGAGCUGGUGGAUGAAUGCAAAACGUUCUUCUUUGGUGGGCAUGAGACAACGGCGUUGGCCAUAACUUGGAGCUUACUGAUGCUGGCGGUGCAUCCCAUGUGGCAACAUGAACUCAGAGAAGAAGUUAAGCAGGUGAUUGGAGAUGGCAACAUUGAUGCAACCAUGCUUGUUGGCUUAAAGAAGAUGGGGUGGGUGAUGAGUGAAGUCUUACGAUUAUACCCUACAGCCCCAAAUAUCCAAAGGCAAGUUCGAGGGGACAUUCAAGUCGACCAAGACUCCGUAAUCCCUGACGGCACCAACAUGUGGAUCGAUGUGGUGGCAAUGCAUCAUGAUCGUGACUUUUGGGGAGAAGAUGCGAAUGAAUUCAAACCUGAACGGUUCAAGGAGGAUAGCUUGUACGGGAGAUGCCAACACAAGAUGGGCUAUUUGCCUUUUGGGUUUGGAGGUCGAAUGUGUGUGGGUCGAAAUUUGAGCGCGAUGGAGUACAAGAUAGUGUUGAGCUUAAUCUUGACCAAAUUUUCGUUCUCGUUAUCACCAAAUUACUCUCAUUCGCCCUCUAUUAUGCUUUCCCUUAGGCCUAUGCAUGGCUUACCCCUUUUAAUGAAACCGUUGUAG